This is a messenger RNA of Actinia tenebrosa (Australian red waratah sea anemone), 6540 nucleotides long. RefSeq lists its product as uncharacterized. NCBI's taxonomy places the organism in Eukaryota, Metazoa, Cnidaria, Anthozoa, Actiniaria, Actiniidae. The record is from RefSeq and is a predicted model, not a curated record.
UGUAUAUUGUAAGCCAUCAAGAAGAUAAACAAGGCCUGUUAUUUCCGAGGGUUUUUACCUCCAAGAUUGUUGCGAGCAGAUCCCGUGAACAAGCUGCAUGUGCUUCUUUGCAAAUCUAUCUAGCUUGGCUGUUCAAAGGUCGAUCCUUCCAUCCAAGGCGCCCGUGGUGUGACGGGAUAUAGUAACCGGCCCACAAUUUACCAGCAGUAGGUCUAACUUACUUAUCCAUCUUCCAGAAAUUCUCAUAUUUAUUUGACUAUUCAAAAGCAAAACACCAUGAAACCCUGUUGGUAGGGCACUAGAUAGUCCAAGGCUCCCAUGAGCUCAAUUUGUAAUGAAGAGCAAAGUUGUUCGGUUCGUUCGGURGAGAGUUUAAUGGUAAAACUUGGCAGUGAAGGUCAUGUUGAGGGCUCGACUUGCGUGUCAAGACACGAUGGUUGCUACAUUUGUGGGGCUAUCAACCCGAAUUGGCACGUUUACUCCAAACCACAGAACAAUUCAACUAAAGAGCCUUUUUUUCCAUUCCUGGAAUACCAUCAGCCGACAGCUUCAGCUCGUCGAAUUGAGAAAGAAAGUGGUAAAGUAGCUGUCUGUGCAGUGUGCUUUUCCUUUCUGACUCAACAAUGGCGCGCGUUUGAGGAGAAGGAAACCCCGAUUGUAAAGCGAAUUUAYUGGCUUAAGAGACCCGGUUCAGAGAAUCCUGAGAGCUUUGAUAAAGACUUUGAACAAGGGUAUGACAUAGAAGAAGGAAUGUUAAAUCACGGCAUGACUACUAUGGACGUGACGACGAAAGAUCGUCAUCACUCGAAAGUGCAGAGCAAAAGUCAAAGUACAGCUGAACAAGAAUCCACUGAUACUCUUCCCUUUACUGAGGAGCACAGUGACGACCCUCCAAUGGAGCCUUUCAGCUCUUCUAAAGUGCUUGAAUCGAGUUCUGUCAACAAGAAAAUGGCGAAGCUAGAGUUUUGUUUUGUUUGUAGCCGUCAAAAACCAAAAGAAUUCAUGCGUAGUGUUCACACGCGACCCCAACUCAAAACUGAAACUCCUUUCUAUCCAUGUCUUACCAAGCAUAACCCAGCAAUAUUAGCCAAAAAGAUGGAUUUUCUUGGCAAAGUACUGGUUUGUGAGGCCUGUCAAAAGUUCUUGUUCAGACAAUGGCAAGUUUUUCAGAAGAAUAGCACACCUCUUAGUGAAAGGCAGUACCAAUUACGUUCUGACCCUUCCCUCCCACGGGAACAACAAUCCCAGCUUUCGACCAUGGUAUGCUUUAUUUGUGGGGUGACUCAACCAGCUACAUCUGGAAGAUUUCUGUACUCUCGUAAGCAUGCGUCAGGAGAUCCAUACUAUCCAUUUCUAAAUAAGCUGAAACCUCCGCCAGGAGCCAUGCCAUUGACUAAGCAAGGGUUGACUAGAGCCUGUAGUGGAUGUCGCAAGUCUCUGCACCGCCAAUGGAAAGAAUUUGAAGCAAAUAACAUUUCAGAAGAUGAACGGGAAUAUAGAAUACGGAAUGAUGGGAUAUCAGCAACAUCAUCAUCAUCUUUAAGAACAUCCUUUUCACAACCUAGUAUGGAUACAGAAACUAUAUCUACUGUAAUGAACGUUAAUAAUAAAACUGAUCUUGCCUGUUAUACUUGUGGAGAAUUUUGCRACAAAUCCAGUAUGAGGCCCAUUUACACUGGACAGAAAACAAAUCCAUUAAAAGCAAAUUUUUAUUUUCCGUUUAUUGCGCUGCUGGAACCACCCCCUGGUAGCCGACCUCUAGACCACAUCRGUAGAACUCUUGUUUGUAAAAAGUGCUUCAAAUUCCUACACAUGAAAUGGGAACAAUUUGAAAUGGAACAAGUACCACCUCAAAUGCGCAUCUAUGCUGUGGAUGGAAAAGCAAACAUCAAACUCAAGUCUAAGUCGUAUUUUUGUUAUCUAUGUGGAGUUAAAUGCCCUGGUACUCUUUCAACUUUCAAACUGCAUUCCUAUCCACAUAACGGUGAAGGCGUCCAAGAUGGUGGCUCAUUUUUCCCUUUUCUAGCAUCUCGUGAACCCAAGCUAAAUGCAUCACMGAUAUCUUCUGAGGGAACUGCAUUGGCAUGUGAAAUAUGUUUCACUAACUUAAUGGUGCAGUGGAGAGAAUUCGAAAGUUCUGGCCUGCCUGAGGAAUCAAACAGAUGGCUACGUAAAUACAAUGUUGACUUCAUAGUUUGUUACUUAUGUGGAAAACGUACUCCACGAGAGAGCUGCUGCUCUGUCAGCAAAUCACUAGUGGCAUUUCAGCAAAGGUCUAAAAUUUAUAGAGGUAGUCUGGUGACGAACAGGAAACAAGAUGUCGUAGUAUGUGAUGGUUGUCAAAGAGGAAUAGUUCCAAAGGAUUCUGGGAAAGGGCUGUACGCUGAGCCAACGCAUGAAACAGUCCAAGAAGAGAGUGGAAGUCCAAGAAUCCCUUGGGAGUUUUGGUCUUAUUGGACCAGAAGAACAGAAUUAAGUCAUCUCAUUCCCAAGACCAAAAAGCCUGUGAUAGUGAUUGACUCCAGUGACAGUGACGAUGAUAAUAACCCAUCUUUAAUAGCCAAACRCAAGAGUAUAUACCCAAGAACCUAUCGUCAUGCGAAUGCUUCCCCCAUGCACUACACACCAUCAGCUUCACCUGGAGUCUCACAGCCACCAGCACCCAUCAAAGACUACCCACCCUCAGUCUCUCCAAGUAUGCAACCUUCCACUAGYAGAAGCUUUGCAGCAGCUUUGAGGAAACUUGCAAAACAAGCCAUGCCAACAGGUACUUCUUCACCAGCUACGUCUUCUGGUUCUGGCUCUCAGCCAGUGUCACCAACUGUUUCUCAUACAAGCUCUAGAAGUGCAGGUGUAUCCCCUUCAAGAAACUCACCUGCUGCCAAUCAGACUCCUCCCCCUCCUCGAGGUGAGGGAACCAUCUCUAAGGAACGGCAGCCACUUGUUACCGAGAGAGAAUUGCAUAACAUAACAACUCCACCUAUGCCACCAAUCCCUGCCUUGGAAUCGGAUUCCAAUCCUACGACAAGUGAGCCAAACCGAGUCCCCUCAGUAGGACCUCAUAGACAUAGUGCAAGAGAUCAGGCAGAGCAAACGAGUCACUCCAAAGGACAUGAAGUCCUACCUGGGGUCUUCUCUACAAAACCAAGAUAUCAAUCAGAGUCAACCAUGAUAUCUGAACAUGGCUUCCCCACUGAACAUGGUCACCAUAUGGUACCAUACUACCUGCAUAGUGGACGACCAGAUAUACCUCUUUUUAUCCCAAGAGGAGCCCCUCUUCCUGGACCACCUCCACUGUUAGCAUCAAARAGAGAUGGUGCUGAUCCCAAUGCUGUGUCCCCGUUCUUCCAAGGCGUUUAUCCACCCUCAAUUAUGGAUUCUCCUGACAUGCAUUUUGAGACCUGGAGACAGCAACGAGCAGUAGAGCAUUUAAGACAGCAACAUGAACGACAGGAAAGGCCAGUACCCUCCAUGUCAGGACACUCUGAUCUAGCAUCUCCUAAAGACAACACAUCUGACAAAGACAAGGGCAAAGAAGGUGGGUCAUCAGGUGAACAACCAUCAGGCCAUAGGAUUCAUUACUAUAAUGAAAGUAAACCAUCAUCUUGUCCUGUACAUGGUCAUUCCCCAGGAGAACAACACCAACACAAGCACCCUCCCAGCCGCAGCGAACAGUUGCCAACAACCAAACCUGAUAGACCGGAGGAGUACAAUCGCUUGUUCCUGCCGCCGCACCCCGACRGACCUGCCAUGCUGCACCCCUAUAUCGUUCAUACCUCUAGGGAAGGGCUGUUUGGUCCUCAGCAUUUGGUUGAACGGCAAGCAGAGAUGUUGAGAGAAAGGGAGAGACAGGAAAUGAUGAUGCAUCAGAGAAUGAUGCUUGACCCGAGAGAGCACAUGAAAGCUCGUGAAGAAGAAUGGCAGCGUCGACAGCAUCGUCUUCGACAAGAAAAGGAAGAACACCAGCGUGAAAUGGCGCAAUACAGGCACCAUGUGUUGCAACAGCAACGAGAGAUGGAACAGCCAAGAAGAACAGGGGAACAGAGUGGUCUAGAUCAUAGGCGGUCUGAUCACAGACAAGCAGAUCAUCGCGAAAGAAGUGACAAGAGUCCUCACACAAAUGACAGACCAAUGCCUGAAAAUGAAAUCUACAGACACUAUCCAUUUCAUCAUCACUUCCACCCACUGCCACAUGACAUCAGAGCAACACUUCCUUUCCCUGACCUUUCAAGAAAAGAUGGAGAAGUACACAGGAGUCAUAUGGAAGCGAUAAAGGAUGGGCGGAACCCCCAUCAUCCACACCCUUUUGGACUUCACGAGCCACAUUUCAGACCAUUCUCUGAGCCCUACCCAUUUCAUCAAGAUAGAUUGUCUUCUAGGACAUCUGGAUCAGAUAGGUUGUUUACAGACGCAAGAUGGCCAGCGCACACAAGGCCAACUUACGUGAAUGGAGACUUGAGAACAAUCGAUAUACAUUCAUCUGACAUGAGAAACAAGCUGUCAGAAGACUUAAGUACCAGAAUCAAGAAAGAGAGCAUGGGUGACCUGUCCAACACUCAGCCCACCAUCAAACCCAAGUACCAUGACAAGGAUAAACUGCGGUUUUUAGAAGGUCUUGGGUUAGUCACUCUAGAGAAGAAAAAAGAACUAACACAUGGGGACCCCGUGGUGGUAAAAAGAAAGUUUGAAGAACCACAGGAAGCCCCUUCACAGGAUGACAAGGCAAGCACUGUGAGUAAUGGAAGAGAAGAGACAGAAGAGACAAGUAGUGAAGGGACAACGGACGCAGAAAGUGGUACAACAAGUACUGAUACAGAGAUAUCAUCAAAACAAUAUAAAGAGAAAGUAAAUUUUAUGGCCAGACUAGGAUUGGUUCCACCUCAGACAAGAGAAGAAAUGGAACAGUCAUAUGAAGUAAAGAGAAGUGAACGCAAGAAAAGAAAAAAAAAGGGAAGAGGACGUCCCUCAAAGCGCUCAAGGAAAGAAACUAUCAAUAACGAGUCUGAAAAUGGCAGAUCAUCAAUAGAUGCCGAGAACUUAGAAGGACCCCUCACUCGUCAAAAACAACAGCAGCUUUUAGAACAGGGCUUAUUAAAACAAGACRCCGAAGAUAAACCAGAAGAAAAUGGUGAUCUUAACAGGGACCUGUCAGUCAAAAUAAAAAAAGAAGCCGAGGAAGAUGCUUCAAGCUCAUAUUCAUACACACAAGAAAAAAGAUACAAAAGUUCCAGGGAUUCUGGACGAUAUCAAAGCCCUCCAAUCUCGUCUGAAUCUCUAGCAUCUCGCCCUCCACCACGCCUUACUCUACAGUCACUCACAAACAUGGAGGAUCCAUUUAAUAACUACAAUACGCCUGCGUUUAGACCCCCUUAUCUACGUCAUACUGGACUAUUAUCAGUCUCUCAGGACUUGAAUCACCACGGGGGGAUUCCUAUAAGUCAACCAUUACGUCCAGAACCCAUACGCAGUACAGGUAUAUCAUUAAGUGAACAAGAAACUAGGGAAUAUUUGGGUCACCGUGGAUCUCCUGGUGUACCACCAGAGUAUAACAGACAUUAUGCAAUGUUACCUGGUCAUCAAGGAACCAGUUAUGACAAAAUGAUUCCAGUUCAUUCAAGACCAGAAGUAGAUGUUGAAAAAAGGGAUUUAGGUUCUAGAGUUCCUCUGAUGGGAAGGAAAGAGCAUGAAUACAAAUGGCCUGGGGUAGAGAGUGUCAUGAAGGCAUACUUUCUUCAUUCUGGGGAACGUGAUCAUGAACUAUCAUUCCUACAAGAAAAUGCAAAUAAGCUGAAAUCUAAGCAUGCGUCAUUGAACGAAGAAGCCAGUAACCUGAAUACACAAAUGACGGACCUAGUUCAAGCAAAGAAACAUCUACACGAUGAGAAAAAAGUUUGCCAAGAAAACUUAGACAGACUACACUAUUUUAUGCAAAGUUUUCAAAGAUAACAAAAGUCUUCUAUUAUAAAAUAUUAGUGAUUAUAAGUGUAUUGACUCAUAAAAUAGGCUCGACAAGGAUUAUUGAUCCUUUCCGUUUGCUAUUUUCUUUCUUUUUUUAUCAUUACCAUACUUCAAGGAGGGCAGACAGUGUAAACGCUAAUAAAUUAUUACCAAUAAAUUAUUGAAGCUAACUAUAGGAAAAAGUAGAAAAAUAUUCAUUUAGUUUAAGGGAAAAAUAGAGUUCUGCUCUCAUCUUGUAAAGCAUUUUUCAUGAUGACAAAGUCAAUCAUACAAUAAUUAUGGAAAAAAUAGUAUUUAAAAAUAUUAAAUUAUGAUAAUAUUUAAUGAGUAUUGCACUGGUAUAUUAUAUUUUUAGCAUGUUUUUUGAUGUGUAGCUGAAGUUAUAUCAUGAUUGUAAUGCAUCGUCGUUCAUCAGUAUCAAAAAUAAUAUUGUAAUAAAACAUUGUUACAGAAAACGUUUUCUUACAUGUUUUACUCAUACAGAGCAAAGUUCAAGAUAACUGUGUAAAGCUGACUCUUGUCAUAGUAUUGAACAUGACAGUACUGCAUUUGAUCUCGGUAUUAAACUAUGAUUGGUUCAAA